This is a messenger RNA of Trichomycterus rosablanca, 1429 nucleotides long. Its product is annotated as E3 ubiquitin-protein ligase TRIM62-like. Gene Ontology annotation, cellular component: cytoplasm. Gene Ontology annotation, biological process: protein ubiquitination. The record is from RefSeq and is a predicted model, not a curated record. The transcript has 2 exons. Gene Ontology annotation, molecular function: protein binding; ubiquitin protein ligase activity. The coding region runs from base 11 to 643 and encodes 210 amino acids. Lineage: Eukaryota; Metazoa; Chordata; Actinopteri; Siluriformes; Trichomycteridae.
CACAGAUUUCAUGGUAAUCCCAGACUCCUUCUCUUUCAGCCCCUAUGAGAGUCACUUACAGUUCUUUGUGUGGAAAGAGAUGCUGGGAUCCAUCAAGCCAGUUGCUGAAUGUCUUACCAUAAGCCAAGACACACCCCUGAUUGUUUCCCCUGAUGGUCUUAGUGUCCGGCAGGCAGACAUUCACGAUGAAGACGUUUACAGGCAUGAUGUCGUGUACGCUGAAGAAACCUUCAUCACUGGCCAGCACUACUGGGAGAUAGAGGUGGGAGCAAAGCCAGACUGGAGUCUGGGAUUAGAGAAGAGGAAGGAAAACAAAAGUUUUCUGGCAAGACUCAUGUCAAGGAAGCCUCAUAUCUCCAAGGUCCAGCUGCAGCUCACACGUGACAAAGGCUACAUCGUUAAAUCCAAUCAAUUCGUGAUUCCUGUCUUAACAGAUAUAAAGGAAAAACCCAGGAGAAUAGGGUUAUUCUUGGACUGUGAUAACAAUCAGGUCUGUUUUUACAAUGCAGACAACAUGAGCCUCAUCCAUACGUUUACAUGUAGCUUUCGGUGGCCGUGGUCAGUCUGUUUGGGAACAGGAAUGAAUAGCUUUCCACUGACAGUGUGUUGCUACAGAGCUAAUGAUGCUGCCUUUGCUAACUGAUAAUCUGUGGCCUGGAUCAUAAUCUCAAAACAGUGUCAGAAUGUGCCGCAGGGAUUUAAAAUGCUUAAAAUAAAACACAUAACUUUUUGAUUUAUAUUGAUUUUAAAUAGUUUAUUAUAAAGGUAGAGGCAAAUUUUAAGCUAAGAUGGUAGGUACAAUGCUAACAAAUGCAGUUUUCUGUAAAUUCUAUUUGAAGUGUAUUUAAUGUACUUGUUAUACUGUAUCUUUAACAUAGUAUAAGACUCAAACCGAGACACUAAGCACUAUUAUCAUUUUAUGAAGUUUUAGAGAGAAGAGAAGCAAACAGGACUUCUUUCAGACUAACCAUGGUAAAAGACUCAUUAUCCAUAAUGCUAAAGUGUUCUGAACUACAGCUACAGGUGACUAAGAGGCAAUUUGUAUAAUACAGUACAGUACCCUAUUAACUUAGUUUAUACCAGGGCCGGCGCUAGGGGGGGGCUGAGGGGGGCAUUGCCCCCCCAAAUUGUGUCUUUGCCCCCCCAAGCACAAUGCAAGCAACGGCUAUUUUUAAAAUUAUCUCUGAACCAAUCACAAAAAUGCAUUUUUUUUUACAGUGUGAAGAUAUUUCCUUGCUUAUUCCUGAUUGGCUCUUUGAGUCAUAUAAAAAUCGGCAGACUGCCCCAAACAGUUCAGUUCGGCAGUAUAUGUUCUGUUAGUGUGAGCGAGAGGCAGGUAUACUGGUAAACACUUUUUUUUUACAGAAUUAGUAUUCUUUUGUUUUCUUUAUAUUUUAAUUUCCCAAUAAUAUAAAUAUUCUCACUCAUU